AUGGCUGAAAAAUUAAUAGAAGAGACAUUAAAUGCCAUACUUAUUAUAGCUAAUUAUGAGGUCACACUAGAUUCUAAUCAAAGAAAAGCAGCUGAGCACUUUUUGCUUGAUUUAUUCAGCAGAAAAGAUGUGAAUAUCCUGGCAAUUAUACAUGAACUAUUCAAACUAGCUAGCACUAACACAUAUAUUGGAGAUUUUAAUGAUAUUUAUAGGAAAUUUUCAAUUAUACUUAAGAAUAAUUCUAUUAGUGAAAAUAUCCAAUUUAUAAGCCUUUCUUUAUUGGAUUCUGCAAUAACUUUGGAGAAAUGGGAAUACCUUAAUACAGAUCAGAAGCAAUAUUUUAAGAAAGGUAUCAUGGAAUUAGCUUUAUCAGGCUAUAAUGAUUUAAAUAAACAACCACUGAUAUCGUAUCCUGUAGCAGUACGUAGAUUAAGCUGUAUAUUAAGUAAAAUAGCAAUUGCUGAAUGGCCAGAUAACUGGCCUGAUUUUUUAACAGAAAUAUUUGCAUGUCGUACCUUUAUUCUGCAAGAGUUACUUCAUAGAUUACAUACUCUAGAAUUUAAAAUAAAUUUGAAAUAUAAAGUUUCAGUAAUCUCGAAACUAAUAUUGGGAAUAGUUAAAGAGAUAGCAGAAACCAUAACAUCAACUACGAUUUCCUUACAAUCUAAAAGACGUGCUACAGUGAUAUCUGGUAUAUACUGUAAUGAAAAUACUAUAUUGGAGAUUUUAAGUGAUACUUUACAAGCUGCUCUCUUAUGUGAUGAUUGUUUAUUGGAUGAUAAUACUAAACAAAUAGAUGGUUCACUAUUAAUAGCAAAGAAUUGUGAUUUUUCUCUAACACAGCUUGCUUUAGAAUGUUUAAAACACAUAAUUAGUAUGACUGACAUUAAGGCUUUAUUAGAAUUUAAACUUGAUCAUUUAUUAUUAGAACUGUUUAAGAAGUGGCGUGAUAAACUAGAAGAAGAGAUUAUAGAUUUAUUCAGUUGCAUAAUAUACAAUAUAUCUAAACAAAAGCAUAAAAGAACAAUAAUAUCUACGUUAGAAUAUGAAGAUACUAAUCGUCUUAUAAUGGGAAUUGUUUAUCUUGUAAGGAAUGUGGUUUUAGUUCCAGAUAUAAUGAUAAGUAUUCCAAACUAUGAAACUUAUGAAAGGCAUCUUGCAAUUGUUAAUUUAUUUAAAAUCACAGUUGAAAAGUGUAUUAGUGCUAUUUUGCAAAUUCCAGAUAAUAUGUAUGCUGAUAAUACAAACUCAAAGUUUAAUACAAUAAUCUCUAUAUGGCGUACUUGUAUUCUUCUUAGCAUUCAUCCAUCUUUAAAUAUUUCAAACAUUGGCCUUUUAACAGUGACUAUAUUUUUAAAGUACUAUAUAAUUAAUAAAUUUAGUGAUUUAGAAGCUACUAAAUUUUAUAAAUACUUUAAUGAGUUACAUGCAGAAGUAUUAUUUGUUGAUAGGUUAUUUGUCAUUUUAUUUAUAAGGGCACUUAGAAUUGGAGAUCCUGCAGUUAAAUAUAAAUCUGAACAUUGGACAACAUGGAAUAAACUACUUUCAACAAUAACUUUGACAACAAUAUCUCCACUUUAUAUGAAUGUAGAUUUUGAAAAUAAAUGUUUGGAAAAUAAAAUUUUACCAUUAAUACAACAUGUUUCGGAAUAUAUUCAACUUACUGACAAAUACAAUAUUGGAGGAUGUGAAGAUAAGACUGGAAUAAAUUUUUCAACAUUUAGCAAUACAUAUAGUAAAAUUAGAAGUCAAGUUCAGAAUAUUUUGAAUAUGCUAGUAGACUGGGAUGAAGGAAGACUUUUGUCUGUUACAUUUGAGACUUUUAUUCGCUUGGCCAGAAUGAUACUAAGUAAUAAUUCCUUCAAUUUAGUAUGUAAUCCCCAUACUUCCCAAUUUAAUAAGAACCCAAAUAAUUUAUCUACAGUUAAAGAUGAUAAAAUACAUUAUGAUUGUCCAAAGUGGGUAAUAUUAGACUCUCUUUUUUUUAUUGUUGAGAUCCUAACUCAACGGAUAUACAAGAAUGCAGCUAUUAACCCUUUAAAAACAGUUUGUACCUCUCUUGAACAUCGAGUAUCCUCUUACUAUGACGUUAAUAUGGAUACUGUGAAACGCAAAGAAUCAAGGUGGAUACAGUUGUUGCACCAAUUACUUAAUGGAUUUCUACAACUUCCACCAGAUACACUCUGUGGAAUUUAUUUAGAGUACCGUAAAGUUAGUUUGAUACAACAAACCUUUUUUACAAUACCAUGGUUUGAUUCUUUAUCUGAUAAGAAUUCAGUUGUUACUCCAAAUGGAUUCUUAAAAAUGUUAUUUUCACAUUUGUCAUCAACUAAAUUCUAUGCCGAAAGCAAAAAUAAUUAUUUUCAAAUGAAUCAUACAACUUUAAAAAAGCAUACUGUAACUGCUUUAACCAAAAUUAUGUUAAAUUCUCAAAUUUUUGAUGCCUACACAAAUGAAAUUAUUCGAACUGUAAAAAACUGCUUACUAGAUUCAGGUAUUACAUAUGAAGAAAAAAGUAUAUUUAUAGCCUCUCUUUCUGCAACUGUAUGUUCUACAAAAAAUUAUAAGAUUAUUUCGGAAUUGAUAUCUGCAUUUAUUCAACAGGAAAUUAAUUUCUUGUUAAACCCCUUCUUUAAACAUUGUAGUAAGACUGAAUUUGCUUAUUUUUUAUUUGGACCUAUCUUAAAAUAUAUUACCAUUAUUAAUGAUAAAAAUAAUCAAACUAGAGAAUUUCAGGAGUCCUCUAAUAAAAUUUUUAACAAUUUGAAUGAACUAAGAAAUAGUUUAAAUAUUAUCUUAACUGUUCUUAGUCAUAUACAAACUCCAGAUAAUUUUGAUACUGCUAAAAAUGGUGGCUUUCUAAUAGAUAUAAAUGAAACAUUAGGAAAUUUACCAAUAGAAAAUAUUUAUUCUAAAAAAUAUAGAAACUUUAAUAAAGAUUUAGAUACUUCAUCAUCAACUAAAUUCCAAUUAUUCCAUCCUUUAGAACCAGUUAUGGCACAAAUAUUUGAGAAUUUAUUUAUUUUAUGUAAAAGUCUGUUUGAUAUUUUAAAAAUAGGAGAGGAAGACGAAAUAUAUGAAUAUUUCUAUCCCUUUGUAAAUAUAUGUGAUUCAGAGUGGAACUAUUUAACCUUGAAUAAAGAUAUUAGCUAUAAAACUCUCCAAAAUUGUUUUUCAAAACAAUCCAUGUCUGAUAUAUACUAUGAAGAAGUAAAUGAGGCUCGUCGUCUAUUAUUUACAAUAAGAAAGCUCCUUAUCAAAACAAUAAGUUCAAUUAUAACUUUGGGUACUAAUAAGAAAAUAAAAAUAUCUGAAAUGACAAAUGAACCAUCUUGUGUUGAAAAUGAAGCAUUUAACUCAAAUAUUACAAGUGAAUUAAGCUUUACUGGAUUUUAUUUUUACCCAAAUAUUACUAGCCUAUUAUCAAAUUCUUUAAUUGAACCUAUUGAGCAAUUACCUAUUUAUGUAAUUCUGAGUUUAGUAAAGUUAGGGUGGACUCCAAUAUUAUCACCAAAUAAUAUUCCAAAAAAAUCUAGUUCUGGAAUUUUGCAGUUUCUUACAGAAGUGUUUGCUAUCCGCUUUAUCCCUGCUAUGUUAAAAAAAUUUGAAGUAGAAUGGAAUAAUAUUGAAUAUUCUCAUGCAUAUAUUAUAUUACAAACAAAUUCUUUACUUAAGGAUAAUCCUCAGGAAUCUCUUAAAGUUAUAAAUCAAAUGGUGCAGAAAGAGAAACCACUUCUUAAUACUCCUCUAGAACUAUUUUUUGGAAGAAAUAACUUGUAUAUAGAAGAUUCUAAUAUCAACAAUGUAGUCUAUAUGAUUCAUUAUCAUCAAUUAAAUCUAACAAUAAAAGCUAUAUUACAAAUUGUUGAACAAUUUUUAACAACGAAAAGUGUUCAUAAUCUAAAUUUAUCUUUCGAACAGAGGGAUUACCUUAUUAAUUCACUUCAUAAUGAUGUAAAUGAUAACAACUAUACAGAUGUUGAAAUGGAUGAGAAGUUAAUGACUAUGUAUUCUGCUAAGAGAAUUCAAUUUAUGGAAACCCCUGAAAUAAAGUGUGAACAAGGAGAUAUUUCAAAAAUUGUAUUUCAAGAUGAAACUAUUGUUUUGGCAUGUUUAAAUACUAUUUUAAAAACAAUACACUACCCUGAAGCAAGUUUGAUUGAAUAUUCAUUUAAAAUAUUGAAUAAAUAUGUUAGACAGUUUAAUACCCAGUAUAUUAAUUUGAAAAGUGGAUCUAACAUACUAAGUAAAUUUGAAUUUCACUUAACUUUUAUUAAACAACUUCUUUUAAGUCUAUUGAAAAUAGGACUGCAACCAUUUUCCUUUGAUCCUUUAAAUAUUACAAGUAAUUUACUACAACCUGAGACUUAUAUUCAUACACCAUUAAGAUCUCAUAUGGAAAACCGUCACUUUAUUUUGCUAAGAAGUGCAAUUUCUGAACUUAUAAAGUGUAUCAUUAGAUCAACUCCAAUUUGUAAUGAUUAUAUAAUUAAAGAAAGAAUUAUUUUAAAAGAUCAGGAAGGUAAAAGUGAAGAUUGCAAUUCAUCUAUUAUCUCUAUUCCUGAAGUAGUACUUUCUAGAGGAGUUGAGUCCCUAAAUUUGCUUAUAUCAUCUGAUAAUUUGUUUACAGUACAGGAAACUGCUAAACUGGUUCAAAGUGUACUUCUUGAGUUUAUUCUAGACACCCCUAACAACAAUUCAGUGCUAAAUACUCUGAUAUAUGAACUUAUUUGCAAACAACAUAAAUUGGUUAUGACUAAAUCCUCCCCAAAUUGCCUUACAAUAAAUAUUCCACCCAUAAACUUUUUAAAUGGGAACUGUCUCAAUUCAAAUUACAUAGAGAAAAUAGGCAAUGAUAGGUUAAUGAUAUAA
This is a messenger RNA of Cryptosporidium muris RN66, 4872 nucleotides long. RefSeq lists its product as uncharacterized. The record is from RefSeq and is a predicted model, not a curated record. The transcript has 2 exons. NCBI's taxonomy places the organism in Eukaryota, Apicomplexa, Conoidasida, Eucoccidiorida, Cryptosporidiidae. The coding region runs from base 1 to 4872 and encodes 1623 amino acids.